Molecule: messenger RNA, 2121 nt
Organism: Camelina sativa (false flax)
Lineage: Eukaryota; Viridiplantae; Streptophyta; Magnoliopsida; Brassicales; Brassicaceae
Biological process (GO): transcription by RNA polymerase I
Cellular component (GO): RNA polymerase I transcription regulator complex
Source: RefSeq, a predicted model, not a curated record
GGUAUUUUCAUCUCCUUCCUUCUCUCCCCUCACUCCGUUUCCAUGGCGGUCGGUAUCUGAUGGUAUUAGGGUUUUGGAUUCUCUAAUUCUUCCAAAACCCUAACAUCAUCUUUUGUGACUUUUAAACCUAUCUUACAACUAUUCCUCAAUAUCCUCCUCCUGGGUUCGACAAUUCUCGCCUAAAUCGUAACCUCCAAGCUUCUGGGUAUUGAUUUGAUUCACACGAAGAUUUGGGGAUAAGGACAAUGGUAGAAGCCGAAGAUAAAACUGAUAAGUUUGAAGACAUUAAAGCUAUUAAGCGUCGUCGUGUGCGAAGCUCAGAUAUUGUUGACUCUAUCGUCUCAGAUAAACAAAAGUUCAAGAGAGUUCAUCUCUGUAGGGCAAAACCAUCUUAUCUUCUGAGUCUUGGACCAAAGGCAAGCAGAAGUGAGUAUCUCAAUAGAUUACCAGGGAUCCUUAGUGAGUUACUUCGUAGGAGAAACUGGAGUGAUGCAAGUCGUGUGCUUUCUGUUCUGAUGAAAGGAACUAUUAAAGAUCCUUGUCCGAAGAUGAACCGUCUCAAAUACGAGGCUCAUAUACAAAUUGUGAAUCACUCGGAAACUAAGAAAAACAAAGCCGAUGAGAUUGGAAGAAUAUAUGAUACUUGGAUUGGGCAGAUUGGUAAACAACAUAAAGAGGAGAGACUCUUGGUUUGGUACGAGCAAAUUUGUCAUUUUAUUGAGCAUGAUAUGAACACUGAUGCCAAUAGUGCUGCAAUCAGCUUGAUGCAGAACCGUGAUUUCGGAAUGCUUCCACGGGCCAAUCUUUUUAUAGGAAUCACAUUCUACAAGAUGUGGUGUAGUAAAUUCUUGAAGGAGUUACAGCCUGAAGAGGCAGAUGACAACGAAAGUGUAUCCAAUAUGUCGGAAUCAAGAUCUCAGGAUAGUCGUGUUGAGGGUUCAGGUAGGGAUGAGUCGGUUUGCUCUGCGGCGGCAGAGGUUUCUGCUAGAAACGAUUCAGAGACUUCCGUCAUGUAUUGUAAAAAAGAUUCCCAUUUGUCCAUCAGUGACUCAGGAACAAAAAUGGAUACCAAGGUAAAAUUAAAGAGUACUCCGCAUGUUACCACUUCACCACAACUCUAUGCAGCCUCUGAAGAAAACGAAGGCUCUUUGCGAGAUGGAGCUGAAUUUGAUCCCACCGUUAUUAAUAUUCUUGGCAACAUGGAUCCAUGGUUGCUUCCCUUAAAACCGCCAGAAGAUCCUGAUUGCUACAUAAAGAUUGUCAAUGAUGCUUAUUAUAAGGAUGCUGUCAAAUAUAUGCGGCAUACUCUUCAGUCCCCGCCUCAUGUAUCUUUGGCUGCAUUACAUCCACUUGUACAUCUUCUGUUAUUUGGAGGUCAUGUAGAUGAAGCGAUGAAAAUGGUCGAGGAGAUGUGCAAGAAGGUACAUGACAUCAAACCUUUCAGGAUUAAGGCCCUAAUGAUGGAGAAGUUUCAUCGUAACAGCGACAUGCUUGCAAAAUCCUAUGAAGAUAUCUUAAAGAUUGAUCCUAGUUGUGUAACUACCCUUAAGAAGCUUAUUGGAAUGUGCAUGGAAGAUGAGUAUAGUAGAGAGUCGCUAAUGGAAAUGAUAGCAUUGCAUGUAGAAGCUUCGUUUCCUGAGCCUGAAAUCUGGAAGGAGUUAGCCUCUUGCUUCAGUCACUUCUUUGAGAAUCUUGAUGAAGACAGAAUGUCUGUAUGCCUCGACGACAGAUCUGGAGAUAAACGGAACCAACAAACAUAUUCUGUUCGAUACAACCCGACACCAAAAAUGUUCACCAAUACAGUAUGGGCUCUUCGGGCUAAGUGGUGGCGGAACCGCCAUUUCUCCCCGGGAAUGCUCGAGACAGAAAUAAAAAACGGUAUGUUGAUAGGAGAUUGGGAGAUGAUGAGUUACAAAGCGGCAUGUGCAAGUCACAUCUACGGACGAGACUUUGGUUAUGUAACAAAAGUUUACGAACUGUUGAAGAAUAGCAACAACAGAGAGUUUUUCAACUUCUUGCGAGAACACAGAAAGAACUGGAACAAGAUUUACAAUUUUGAAUAGUGUUACUUUUUUUGCCAAACAAUUUUGAGUGUGUGAACCCAUUAUUUUUUUAGUUUUA